Messenger RNA from Lagenorhynchus albirostris (white-beaked dolphin), 1570 nucleotides. It is a transcript of the gene TRMU, whose product is annotated as tRNA mitochondrial 2-thiouridylase. The record is from RefSeq and is a predicted model, not a curated record. Gene Ontology annotation, biological process: tRNA wobble position uridine thiolation. Gene Ontology annotation, molecular function: sulfurtransferase activity. NCBI's taxonomy places the organism in Eukaryota, Metazoa, Chordata, Mammalia, Artiodactyla, Delphinidae. Gene Ontology annotation, cellular component: mitochondrion. Bases 51 to 1316 code for a protein of 421 amino acids. The transcript is spliced from 11 exons.
UUCUCGGCGGCGGCGGCGGCGGCGACUACAAGGAAAGGUGGCCGCGGGCGAUGCAGGGGGCGCGGCACGUCGUGUGCGCCGUGUCGGGCGGGGUGGACAGCGCCGUGGCCGCGCUGCUGCUGAGGCGGAGAGGUUACCAGGUGACAGGGGUGUUUAUGAAGAACUGGGACUCGCUGGAUGAGCAUGGAGUUUGCACGGCUGACAAAGACUGCGAAGACGCUUACAGAGUUUGCCAAAUCCUAGACAUCCCCUUCCAUCAGGUGUCCUACGUGAAGGAGUAUUGGAAUGAUGUGUUCAGUGAUUUUUUAAAUGAAUAUGAAAAAGGAAGAACUCCCAAUCCUGACAUAGUCUGCAACAAACAUAUCAAAUUCAGUUGUUUUUUUAAUUAUGCUGUGGAUAAUCUUGGAGCAGAUGCAGUUGCUACGGGUCACUAUGCAAGAACGUCCCUGGAAGAUGAAGAGGUCUUUCAGCAGAAGCACGUUAAGAGGCCAGAAGGGCUUUUUAGAAAUCGAUUUGAAAUUAGAAAUGUGGUAAAACUUCUGCAAGCAGCUGACAGCUUUAAAGACCAGACCUUCUUUCUCAGCCAGGUUUCCCAGGAUGCCCUGAGGAGAACCCUCUUCCCCCUGGGGGGAUUAACAAAAGAUUUUGUAAAGAAAAUAGCUGCUGAGAAUAGACUUCAUCAUGUGCUUCAGAAAAAAGAGAGCAUGGGCAUCUGUUUCGUUGGUAAAAGAAAUUUUGAAAAUUUCAUCCUUCAGUACUUACAGCCUCGACCUGGUAAAUUUAUUUCAAUAGAAGACAAUAAGGUUCUGGGAACGCAUAAAGGUUGGUUCCUGUAUACUUUGGGCCAGAGAGCCAACAUAGGUGGCUUGCGGGAGCCCUGGUACGUGGUGGAGAAGGAUGGCGUCAGGGGCGACGUGCUCGUGGCCCCCCGGACAGACCACCCGGCCCUGUACAGGGACCUGCUGCGGACCGGCCGCGUGCACUGGGUGGCUGAGGAGCCGCCCGCAGCCCUGGUCCGCGACAAGAUGAUGGAGUGCCACUUCCGGUUCCGCCACCAGAUGGCGCUAGUGCCCUGCGUGCUGACCCUCAAUCAAGACGGCACUGUGUGGGUGACGGCCGUGAAGGCUGUGCGGGCUCUCGCCCUGGGACAGUUCGCUGUGUUCUACAAAGGGGGCGAGUGCCUGGGCAGUGGGAAGAUCCUGCGCCUGGGGCCAUCCGCCUACACACUCCAGAAGGGCAGGAGCAGACCCGAUGUGACCGUGGAGGGCUCCAGCAUCGGCCGGGGUGACAGCCCGGGCCAGGGACCCACGCUCUGACAGAGGCCGAGCUGCUGCUGUGGAGCUCAUGGGAGGAGACGUGGACGAGCGGAGCCGGGGGCAGGGCCGCUUCAGAGCCAGGGAGAGCCCAUCCUCUCUGCUUGCUGGCCGGCGGGUCUGUCCCAAGUGCCCCAUGGGUGGAGUUCCUCUUGCGCACCCCCUAGAGGGCUUCCCGUCCGGGGGCAUGCCGAGGGGACCUGUGGGGAGGGAUGGAUGGGCUGCAGGGGCAGUACCCAAUAAAAACUCUGUCUGGG